AUGUCAGAGAGCCAGUCAUCUGGAGUCGGAUCGCAGCGCCCUGAAGAGGAGGGAGUGGGAGAGGAGGAACAGGAGGUCCAACAGGAUGAAGAUCUGUUCUCAACUGGAUUCAACUUGUUUGGAGAACCAUAUAAAACUAAUAAAGGUGAUGCGUUGGCAAGCCGCGUCCAGAACACGCUGGGCUCCUAUGAAGAAAUGAAAGACCUGUUAACCAGCCAUUCUAACCAGAGCCACUUGGUGGGAAUCCCCAAAGGCAGCAACAACCUGCAGACCCCAACCACUUCAACAACAGAGAGACCCGCUAUGGAGUCCCAGCUUUUCAAUGAGGCCCUGAGAGGUGGAACAGGUGCAGGAGGAGGAGGAGGAGCAGAGGGAGGUGGGGACAAGAGAAUGGGAAAUGCAUCUUCCUCAUCGUCAACUUCGAUGCAACCUCCUGCUUCGACCACAUCGUCAUCAUGCACCACAACAAUCCCACAUCAGAAUUUGAAAAAGUCUCGAAGCUCCAUGGACUGGUCGAGGGCAGGCCACUCACAGAGUACCCAGGGAGCAAGCCUCGUUCUGGGGUCGGGACAGAACGGGCAGGGGCAGGUCCCAGCAGCUACGAGUGGAAGAGGAAAAAUGACUUUAUUAGAGGAACAGCAAAUGCAAAGGCACGAAGACCUGUUUAGCUCCCUUAAAGAUGAACUUGGUCUAAAAGGGGAUUCAAGCCCUUCGUCCUCUUCUUCAUCCUCCUCUUCCUCUUCUUCUGGGAGAAGACACUCUUCCCACCUCUCCAAAACCCUUCCUCUCCCAGAUGGUGGCAAUUUUCGAUCUUCCACCAUGGACGGUGGCCAUUUUAAGUCUUCCACUAACACAGAAAAUGGUGGACAUUUUAAAUCCUCCCCGUUUGAAAAUGAGACAGGUUCUCACCUCUCUACAUCCUCCUCCCCGUUGGCUUCCACAUCAGUUCUGACGACACCCACUCCCGGUUUAACCACUCCCACAUCUGGACUGACUACCCCCACCUUCCCACCUGGUAGCCUAUCAGGGAAGCCGAUCGCAGUCCAGCAGAAGCCCACAGCCUAUGUUCGACCAAUGGAUGGCCAGGACCAGGCGCCUAGUGACUCUCCCCAGCUUAAACCCCCUCUAGUGGCCACCGAGGGAUUCAACAACAGUCAAGCUUACGGUGGAAACUCUGGGAAUGCGAAGAAUAAACUGCCAAAACUGAGUCUCAGCCACGCAGGGGAGGUCAGCCUACCAAAUGACUCCAGCUGUGUUGAAGAGAUUUUGCGGGAGAUGACCCAUUCCUGGCCUCCUCCUCUUACAGCCAUACACACUCCUGGGAAGGCUGAUCAGACCAAGUUCCCCAUCCCAAAUAAGGAGUCACAGCAUGUGACCUCAGGCUACAACACCCAGAAGCGAUGUACUGUAUCCGCUAACAAGCCUGCUGCGAAACCACCAACUGCACCACAGAAGUCAAUGCUGGAGGAUGACCUGAAGAUCAGCAGCGACGAGGAAGAGGCCGAACAGCAGGUGUCUGACAAGCCCAAAGCCAGAGGCACAGCCUUGAGCGGAGCAUCAGGGAGCAGCAGUGAUUCAGAGAGCAGCUCAGAGUCGGACACAGACGAAUCAGAGAGCAGCUCCAGUGACAGCGAGUAUAAUCAGGCCUCCCGCACACACACUCCAGAGCCUGAGCCACCCUCUGCCAACAAGUGGCAGCUGGACAGCUGGUUGAAUAAGGUCCAAGCUCAAACCAAACCCCUUGUUCCCCCACAGCAAGAGCAUGGCACAGGCUCCAUCACCCAGGGUCCAGGGACUUUCUCUCCAGGGAGUGAAGCACCAGGAGUGGGUACGGCUGCUAAGACCAAGCCCUGCGUAUCCAACAGCACCCCUGCCCCAGCUGCACCAACAGUGGAACACAAGGACACAAGGGGAGCCUUCUGCCCAGGCAGAGAGAAGGCCAAGGCCAAGCUCAGCCAGAAGGCCUCAGGGGAGAGCCAGAGGUCAAAGAUGAGGUUGUCACCGGGGCUGUUGUCAGGGCCAGAGGUCACGACCCCGAGGAGGAACACCACGGGGAAGAAACAGCCCAGACGGACAGAGAGGUCAAACAGUGUGGAGGAUAAUCAGAACCAGACAUGGAGCAGAACAAACCAGCAUAGCCCCGCAGCUAGGGAGAAGGACCUGUUGCCUCCCCCCUCCCUGGAGCUUCAGAACCCCCUGAGGCCACGAAGCAAACCCCCCAGUGGGAAAACAGCCCCCAGGAAAGAACCUCGCAGUGCUACCAACUCAAACAACAACACAGUUACUCCACCAGCAGCGCUACAGCAAGCCCCCGUGCCAAUCCCUGCUGUAAGUGUAAACCAGGACAAGAGAAAACACAGAGGUCCAAGCAACAAAAUCACACCUAAGUCCAGAGAAUUCAUCGAAACCGAUUCCUCUUCCUCCUCCUCUGAAUGCCAGUCAGAUUCAGAGGAAGCCAUCAAAAUCCCCACUCUGCCACCUCAGACAACACGCUCCGCUAUUAACACACAGACUCUGUCCAACACACACAUGCACACGCCUCUUCUCCCAUGCCUCAGCUCUGCUGGGAGUGUGGGGACAUUUGGAGGGAAGGGACUCCGAGUCAAAGAUGGUAGCAAUGUGACCACUAAUGGUAGCAGCAGUAGUAAUAGUAGCAUCAGCAGUGGUAGUAAUGGCAGCAGUAGUAGCUGUAACUCUCUAAGCAUUAGCAACAUAAGUGGUUCAUUUGGCACUUCUGUUCCUGAUCCUGGAGGGUUAGGAGGUCAGUGCAAAGACCCAGAGUCCCUCUCACCACCUUCCAGCAUGGGUCACGAGGUGGCUCUGUCCCCCUUGCGGGAAUACCAAGAGAUCCAAAGUUUGUGGGUGAAAAUCGACCUGAGUUUGCUCAGCAGGGUGCCUGGCCAGGGUUUGGGGGAAAGAUCCAGAGUGGCAGAAAGGGACGGAAGUGAAGGGAGAGACAGAGAGAGACAGGGGGAGAGAGAGAGGAUAGUGGUGGCUGAGAGAGAAAGACAGAAGCAGGCCGAGAGAGAUUGGCCAGGGCUGAGAGAGAGGCAGAAGUUACCUAAAGGGGAGAAACAGGAAGAGGAAAAUGAGCGAUUAGUGCAGGACAGAGAGAGACAAGGUGACAGGGACAGAUUAACAGAGAGAGAGAGGCAGAUGGACAGAGAGGACAGAGAGAGAUUGGGGCUUGGGGAGAGGGAAAGGACGACGGGGAGGGACAGAGAGAAGGUGUGCCAAGGUCUGGGGGUCCUUGACAACCCCCCUGUGCAAGAGCAGAGUAAUCCCAGACUGGCAGGGAGGACGGAGAGAGGAGAGAGCGGAGGCAAACACAGGAGGCAGGCGGCUGGAAACAUGGUGGUCCCGACAGAGAAACACACCAGCAAGAGCAAGAGGAAACACAAGUCGGACCACAGUGAGUCAUCUGUCAAUGGCAAUAAAAAGCUGCGAUUGGACAAAGACUGUCAGCUCCUCCCACCCUGCAUCUCUCCAAUACACAACCACAAGAACAGCUCUACAGGGUAA
Molecule: messenger RNA, 3522 nt
Organism: Epinephelus lanceolatus (giant grouper)
Lineage: Eukaryota; Metazoa; Chordata; Actinopteri; Perciformes; Serranidae
Source: RefSeq, a predicted model, not a curated record